This is a messenger RNA of Canariomyces notabilis, 1178 nucleotides long. RefSeq names its product CKS-domain-containing protein. Gene Ontology annotation, molecular function: cyclin-dependent protein serine/threonine kinase activator activity; protein kinase binding; ubiquitin binding. The record is from RefSeq and is a predicted model, not a curated record. Gene Ontology annotation, biological process: regulation of mitotic cell cycle. Gene Ontology annotation, cellular component: SCF ubiquitin ligase complex; cyclin-dependent protein kinase holoenzyme complex. The transcript is spliced from 4 exons. NCBI's taxonomy places the organism in Eukaryota, Fungi, Ascomycota, Sordariomycetes, Sordariales, Chaetomiaceae. Bases 453 to 809 code for a protein of 118 amino acids.
GGUGGGGCAAGACCUGGACAAAGUUUUAGCGCUAGGCAAGCGCGGGAGGGCCCUCUCAAAGUCAAAACCAUCAACGGAAACCGAUUUGUUUACCUUCACCCACUCGCCAAUUCCUUCUCCACAGCCUCAACUUUACACCAGACACGCCUCCCACGAUCGCUCUCUACGCAACACCGCCCAAUCGAGGGAAAGAUCAACUUUACGAAUACCCAGGUGAUCGCGUGUCGGUAUCUCCAUCCGCCUUGUUUUCGCAUAAUUCAACAGCGACUGUUUUCGACUCCCUGAGAAACCCCACGUACACUCCGCGAGCUGAGCUCGGGCGCUCGUUUUGACGUGAUCUUGGUCUUUCCGUCGUGGAUCCUGGCCAUCUCCCGAUCACCAGAAAAAUAGUUUUCUUCUGGUCCCACGCAAACCUGCGCAAGUCCAAAUUUCCUACACCGGGGUCGGCGAAGAUGGCGAAUGCGGAGCAAAUGGGCAUCGACACUAGCCGCCGCAACCCAACUCCGAGGCCGCUGACGGAUGACGAACGUGCACGCCUCGAUGAGUUUAUUGAUUCGAUACAUUAUUCUACGCGAUACUCCGACAAUGAAUUUGAGUACCGCCACGUCCAGCUGCCCAAAGCCAUGCUCAAAGUCAUUCCCGCUGAGUACCAUGACAAGUCUAAGGGUACAUUGAAGCUUUUAUGGGAGGAAGAGUGGCGAGGAAUGGGAAUUACACAGAGUCUGGGUUGGGAACAUUAUGAGGUCCACGAGCCAGAGCCCCAUAUCUUGCUCUUCAAACGCCCUCUAAACUACCAACCGCCCCAGUGAGCAGGGUCGGCGCGUGGGGGCGGGAAAGACUCGGCGCUUGUGGCACAUCUUGCGUUAUGAUGCUUACGGCUGCAUCGCGAUGCUCGCAUAACGCAUGGACACAAUACCAUCGACAACGCAGGGAACGGUUAGGGUACCACGGAGCAUCGCAUAUCCCAACUCUGUCUCGACCGACGCCUCCAUCCACAUCACCUUCCCGCUCUCAUGGAUCCAGCCAACAUGGGAAGCGAUUGGCUGAUGACCUAUACGCGAUUUUGAGGUAAGGACUCGGUGAUAAUGGGCCGUUUGGCGAAUACUAGCGGACACUACCCGUCGCCGACAGAGUAAUCGCAUCCGGCCAGGGCGAUUCAUGAACGCAUGUGAGCUCGC